Messenger RNA from Colletotrichum truncatum, 1254 nucleotides. Its product is annotated as glycosyl hydrolase family 7. The record is from RefSeq and is a predicted model, not a curated record. Gene Ontology annotation, molecular function: hydrolase activity, hydrolyzing O-glycosyl compounds. Gene Ontology annotation, biological process: carbohydrate metabolic process. Lineage: Eukaryota; Fungi; Ascomycota; Sordariomycetes; Glomerellales; Glomerellaceae.
AUGGCCCUUUCCAUUCUUUCCGCUUCUCUUCUACUCGCCAGUAUCGUCGCCGGUCAGACUCCUGGCAAUACCACAGACAACCAUCCUAAACUUGAAACGUUUCGUUGCACCCUGAAAGACGGGUGCGUUAAAAAGACCAACUACAUCGUAGUGGACUCCAGUCAGCAUCCCAUCAACACGAAAGAUGGAACAAGCUGCCUCACGGGCAACAACCCGCCAAAUCCCGAGGCGUGUCCUAACGCUGAGGCUUGCGCGAAGAAUUGCAUUAUUGAGGGCAUCGCCGACUACACUACUAAGGGAGUCAUCACCUCGGGCGCAGACCUUCGCAUGAAAAUUCUGAACAACGGCACGGAAGUAUCGCCCCGCGUGUAUCUGCUGGAGGAGAACAAGCAGAGAUACGAAAUGCUUCAUCUGACAGGGGCUGAGUUCACCUUCGAUGUCGAUAUGGUCAAGUUGCCCUGCGGCAUGAACAGCGCUCUUUAUCUGUCCGAAAUGCUUCCCGACGGGGGCAAGAACACCAGUAUGCUGAACAAAGCCGGCGUUGCUUAUGGCACGGGCUACUGCGAUGCCCAAUGCUUCAAAACAUCCUUCAUCAACGGAGUUGCCAAUAUUGACAACAAGGGCUCUUGCUGUAACGAGCUCGACAUUUGGGAAGCCAACUCUCGCGCGACACACAUUGCCCCGCACCCUUGCAGUAAGCCUGGCCUCUACCAGUGCACAGGCGAAGAAUGCGAAAAGCAGGGCGUUUGCGACAAGAGUGGCUGCUCAACUAACCCUAACCGUCUGAAUGUCACCAACUUCUAUGGCAGAGGCAACAACUUCAAAGUUGACACUACCAGAAAGUUCACCGUUGUGACUCAGUUCCCGGCCGAGGGCGGCAAGUUGAAGGAGCUUCGUCGCUUGUACGUCCAGGAUGGCAAGGUCGUUGACAACAAUGUCGUCAACAUCGCAGGAUCUUCAAAGCUUAACUUCCUCAAUGAUGAUAUCUGCAAAGCCAACAACGCCCAGGAGUUCAUGAAUCUAGGUGGUAUGACUGGAAUGGGCGAGUCCAUGACCCGCGGCAUGGUUCUGGCGCUGAGCAUCUGGUGGGAUAAGUCAACUGCGAUGGAAUGGCUCGACACAAAAGCCGCCGGUCCUUGUAACGCGACUGAAGGUUUCCCGGAAAACAUUGUAAAGGUCGAGGCGAAUCCGGAAGUCACUUUUAGCAACAUUCGCUAUGGUGAGAUCAACUCAACUAUGAACAUGAAACUGUAA